AAAAUGUAAUUCUGAAACAUGUCUAAUGCUAAUAUUUAGAUGAGACAUAAUUAAACGAGGGAGGAACGCGAAGCCUCGUGCACCCACACUCACUUUUUCUACUCCCCCUCUCUCUAUAUCUCCCUCUCUCAUUCUCUCUCUCCCCCUCUCUCUCGCCGCCUCCUUAUUCCACAGUGGCAGCUCUGGCAUAGCAUCGUUGAGAAUAUCUUGAGCCGGUAAGGAUCUGCGGGAACUGCCAGUGCGCACCUCCUCACACUCAGAUUGCUGCGGGCCGUCAUAGUCGGUAGGCGUGUGGCGACAGAACCCGGCGGCACACCGUGAGCUAAAAACAAACAGUGGAUAUAAAAGACUGGAGAUCUGAACUCUUCCUGGGCACAGCUGGAGAAGGUUGAAUUGUUUUGGGGAAAAUAACUAAAGCUGCUGUCCUGUCCACAUCUCGCCCCCCCAGGAGUGUGUAGAGACGGGACGUCUGCGCGGUGAAGAGUCGCUCCUGUGCCGUGCAGCGGAGAGCAGCCACAGACUCAGCAGAAAGCACUAAAAGAUCAGAAGGGAUUUCGAAAGAAAGGUGGAGGAUAUUUUAUGCACAGCAGCAAUCAGUAGCCUUGUGUGACACGCGGCUUCCUACUGCGAGUCCCCUGCUCCGUUUAGGACUCAACACAGUCGCUUUGGAUUUGCACUUGACUAAGUCCACACACAGCAGUCGGCUGGGAUGGAUUCCUUCAUCAUAGCGGCACUGGCGGUGUGCUCUCUAACGGCACCAGUCUUUGGGGACAAAGGGACCAGCAAAGCCCGGAGUUGUUCGGAUAUCAGGCAGUUUUAUAGCGGGAAAGGAUUCACUCUGGAUGGGGUCCCUCAGUCUGAAAUAUCAGGGGAGCACCUGCGCAUCUGUCCCCAGGGUUACACCUGCUGCACCAGUGACAUGGAGGACACGUUGGCCACGCUGAGCCGCAGGGAGAUGGAGGGACUACUUAAAGAGGCUGGCCGGUCCUUACAGACCUCCCUCAAUGGACAGUACAAGGCCUUUGAUGGGUACUUCCUGGAGUUGCUGAACCGCUCUGCAAUUAAUCUACAGGAGACUUUCCAUCAAACCUUUGGCUUAUUAUACUACCAGAAUGCCCAAAUCUUCUCUGAACUGUACAAGGAUUUGAGAAACUACUACCGAGGCUCCAAGGUCAACCUUGAAGAGGUGCUCAAUGAAUUCUGGGCCCGGCUGCUGGAGAAGCUCUUCUACCAGGCAAACAAGCAAUAUUUCAUAAGUGAGGACUACCUGGAGUGUGUGUCCAAGCAGAUAGAGACAUUACGGCCGUUCGGAGAAACACCCCGCGUGAUGAAGAUGAUGGUCACACGCACAUUUGUCGCAGCACGCUCAUUUGUUCAGGGGCUGGUGGUCAGCGGUGAGGUUGUGCGCAAAGUGUCCCAGGUGCAGCUGAGCCAGGAGUGCAUGCGGGCCAUGAUGAGGAUGACGUACUGUCCCCACUGCCGCGGCAUGGCCUCUGCCAGACCUUGUGCCAACUACUGCAGCAAUGUCAUGAAGGGCUGUCUGGCCAACCAAGCGGACCUCAACACCGAGUGGAGGCAUCUGGCAGAAACAAUGAUGCAGGUGGCUGGUCGCUUUGAUGGUCCAUCUGGUGUGGAUAGCGUGAUCCUCUCCAUCCCCAAUCGCAUAUCGGAAGCCAUGUUUACCAUGAUGGAUAAUACAGAGUCCAUCAACCACAAGUUGUUCCAGGCCUGUGGCGUCCUCAGAGAAGGAGGAACCAGCAGCACAGGAGUUGACGACAGCAUGAAGAAAGGGAAGGUUAUGGUGGAGGACAGGUUGGGAACCAGCACUAACAAAAUGGAAAAACUGGUGUCUGAUGUAACCAUGAGACUGAGGGAAAUGCAGCCGUACUGGGUUUCUCUCCCAAGUGUUCUCUGCAGUGACAGAGUGGCCACUGGAACAGGGGCCGAAGAUAAAUGUUGGAAUGGCAUGAACCGUGCCAGGUACCUUCCAGAGGUGAUGGGUGAUGGCUUGGCUAGCCAGAUCAACAACCCUGAAGUGGAAAUCGACAUCACGAAACCAGACAUGACAAUACGGCAGCAGAUAAUGCAGCUGAAGAUCAUGACACACCGCCUGAGAAAUGCGCUGAACGGCCAGGAUGUGGACUUUCAGGACACCAGUGAUGAUGUCAGCGGUUCAGGAAGUGGCAUGUGUGCUGAUGACACGUGUGCCCGUAGCCCGCGCCCUGUUCUCCCUUCAACCGUGCCAUCCGUGGUCUACCAAUACCUUCCAGAAAACAAGAAGGUGAAAGGAUCCGCCACCCAGAACCUCCCCGGCAUCACCAUUUACCUGCUUUCACUGCUCAUGCUGCUGCUCCGGCGAUAAUUGACGAGGGAAUCUACAAGCUGGGACUGAGUUUGGGACAUGGAGGUUGGGGAGAGUCUGAAAGGGGAGGUAGAAGAUGUUGGGGGUUAGUUACUUUGCCAAAACUAAAAAGGUAUAUUAAAACACAAAAAAUCAUUUGGACGAACUUCCUUUUGGUUUUAAAUUAGAAGAAAAUGGUUUACGAGUAUUCAUGAAUGGUUUUGGUUCUGCUCUCUUCUUUAAUUUCUUGCUAUGUUAUGACACCAUUAGAGCUGGUCUUUUCGCAUCUUCUUAUGUUAUGUUUCUGGUGUUUGGGUUUCUCUGAGAUUAUAUCUGUAGACAUGUGUGUAAGACUAUAUUGCUAACAGUAUGUUGGUGUUGACACCACAGGGAGAGGGAGAGUGGGGCUUUACAGUGGCGCUCAGAUACAUAUAUUUGUUAUUCCACUCCUUCAAAACAGCACUUGUGUUAAGUAGAAUUAUUUAUUUAUUAAUAACUCACAAAUGACCCCAAUCUAAUUGAACACAAACAUAAUUUAAAGAUAUUGAUGGUUUUUAGAGAGGGAUAAUCUGGACAGCAUGACCCAGUAGACCUCGUAAUACAUUAAGCCUCACAUCAUUAUUACACUUGCACACACACACUGGCACAACGAGGACGUGAGCACUCCUCGUCAGCACUUUUUGCCAUUUUAUCAUGUAGGCUGUAAUAAUAGCUGUGAUCACAUUCACAACGACAUGAUCGUCUAAUGUGGGAGUAACGUGACCCAUCCACCACUCCUUCUAUCCACUCAUCCCUACAUUCCCACUGCUGGGGCAGAUCUCCCUCUCUCUCCAGACCCUGCUGGCUGUGUAGAAUCAACUGGAGAGUCUCGUGUAAGCAAAACACAAUCUGUGCUGGGCCAGGUCUCAGAUGACAGCAGCUUCCCACUAUAGAGCACUGUACUGUAUGUGGAAUGGGGGAGUCGGUGUAAGAUUGCCGUUGCAGCAAUGGAUUAACGGUUCAUGGUUUGGGGAACGUGAAGCAGAGCAGAAAUGUACACAGAAGCAGAAACACUGCAGUCAUGUAGACUUUUUUUUAUACUAUCCUUUUGUUGUGCACUGCAGAGCAAAAAUAAAAUAAGCAUAAUUUUGUGUGCGUCCUGCCAAGGCCCAGUGCUCCUUUGAUUAGUAUCAUAAUUGCAACUAGCUGUCCUGCUUUUUUUGUCUAAUUGCAGCAAGAAUCCAUAUCCACAGUAGAAGCCGCUCCAUGCACGUCUUUAAAUACUACAACUAUUUGUAUGGCAGACACAACAGUGUACAUAAUUUUGAUUUGUUUUUUUCUAGAAAAAAAAUAGCCAAUUAGGUAUCAAGAUUUUAUAACAGCCAGAUCAUUGUAUGCUAUCAUUCUUAUUUCAUUCAUCAUCUGUCAAAGCUUAUACAUAUCUGCCUUCCAUUUCUCUGCAAUGUUUUUUCUAUAUCAGUGCCUCUUUAUUCGCACCCCCUAUUCCCUCUACCCUCCUCCCUGCUCAUCGGUUAUAAUGACCUUUAAAGCGUUCCUCAUGCUUCUAUAUGAUGGCGAGGCAAUAUGACAAUGACACAGUGCUUCAUUAUGUGUCAACCUUAAUAGGAAUGUUGUGGGAACACACAGUGAGCAGCUUUUCGUGAUGAGAAGCUUGCUGGGGAGGAAAAACAUACCACAUUUUAAUUCAAAGAAAUGUCAGAGCUCUCAUUUACGAACGCUGUGUGCAGGAUGAUGGGAUGAUGGUUGCAUGUGUGUAUGUGUGUGAAUGUGUGCAUUUCUCUUUCAUUGAUAAAGCAAAAGAAGGACAGACGAUAGAGCCGUUAUAAAUCUUGUUCGGAUGGUACAGAAAUAAAAUGUAUUGACAUUUAUUGGAUUUACAUCACUGAAUAGUGCAUUUAAACUGACAGAAACAGUAUAUUGGAAAAGCUAAUUUCUCAAAAACGGGGUGUUCAAACAAUCUGCAUUAAUGAUAUCUUGGCUUGUCAGUAUCAUGUGUGACAGAUACAUUUAUCUUGAAGGAAAAACUGACACAUAUUUUAGAUUACAUCAUGGCUUCAUUUGUACACUGGAACAAUCCACCAUGAUAUGUCAACACUGAAUAAGAAUGAUAACAAAUUGGUUAAUACUGCAGAUUUAAUUAAGUACUUGGGAGAUCAGUAAAGAUUUUACAAGCACAUCUGUUAGAUACUUGGUUUAUUACUGCUCUGGAAUUGGGGAGGCUGUAAUCUGAGAUGUCACUUUGAUCAUAUUUACUUUUUAGAUAUGCUUAGUUAAUGAAUUCUAUGUUUGCUGUGUGUAUGCGUGUGUGUCCUUCCUGUUUGUCCCUGGUUAAAGAAAUCUGCCUGUGACUGCCAUUGACACUUUGUCUAGUGUUGGGGUCCAUAUUUUGACUCAAAAAUAGCGGUACAAUAGUAUUAGAUGAUCCAGUGGGGGAAAAAAUACACAUUUUGAACAAAGAACGAUUAGUAAUAUCAUCACAUGAUACUACUUGUUGUGACCCUUGAGAAAAAUCUGAAUAUGUAUGUGAAAGUCCACAUGAAACCCUGUAAAGAAUGAGAAAUGACUCCAACUGUGAUGGUGACAUUCCAAUUCAAAGACGACUUGCGACUCACAACUUCAGUUUCAAUGACUGCAUCACAAUGUCAUCGGCUGAAAUUUGCACAACCCCUCCCUCUCUCCUCUACCACCUUUUGAUCUCAUUAAUUUGUUGCUCAAAGCCCCCCUCCCUUUUAUAAAACCUGCACUUUUAUGAGGCCAAUAAAUGGCAUUGUCUGCACAAAGACAUCACAAGAUGGUCGAUCAAUACGCAAGUCAACACCUUCCAGAAACGACUAUUGAUUGAGGAUGUGUGUAUGCAGAUAGACAUGGCCCAGCAAGAAGUCUCCUGUUCAACUAUAAUGAACCAGUGUAAAACCAAAGCCCCUGUGUGUUGGAGGAGGCAGGUCCUUGGUGCUGAUCUCAAAUCAGGUUGCGCACCUUAAUCCUGCCCUCAUUCAUUAGGUGGGAAAAAUGCAAAGCUGGUUAUGCCACCAUUUAAAGACAGCUUUAUUUUACACUGAGUUGAAUACGAGAGGGAUUUCUUAAAGGUGCCAAUUUAUGAUGAAAAAAAGUACUUUUAAUUCUUGUUUAUAUGUACUUUGGUUUGUUGUUAUCAGAAAUCUAUGGAGAAUGUGUGCUUAUGGUUAAGAUGGAUGCCAGAAAGAGGUUAAAAAAUACAAAUGUCUCAUUUGCUGUUGUAUCUUAAAUCUUGUGUCUAUUAUAUACAUUGUAAGAUUUUCAACAUGCCGGUGUCCUGUGUCUUUAAUGGUAGGUUUGUUCUGUGGUGGAUAAGAAAGGGGGAAAAAUAUCUAUUGCUUUACACUUGUAUUCACAAACCACUUGACUCACACAACAUUUAAAUCUACUGUAUUUACCUUUCUUAA
Molecule: messenger RNA, 5763 nt
Organism: Eleginops maclovinus (Patagonian blennie)
Lineage: Eukaryota; Metazoa; Chordata; Actinopteri; Perciformes; Eleginopidae
Gene: gpc1b
Product: glypican 1b
Exons: 11
Coding region: 710-2362 (550 amino acids)
Biological process (GO): negative regulation of fibroblast growth factor receptor signaling pathway; cell migration; regulation of protein localization to membrane
Cellular component (GO): cell surface; synapse; plasma membrane
Molecular function (GO): fibroblast growth factor binding
Source: RefSeq, a predicted model, not a curated record